Selaginella moellendorffii is the source of this 1647-nucleotide messenger RNA. RefSeq lists its product as uncharacterized. Lineage: Eukaryota; Viridiplantae; Streptophyta; Lycopodiopsida; Selaginellales; Selaginellaceae. The transcript is spliced from 12 exons. The record is from RefSeq and is a predicted model, not a curated record. The coding region runs from base 341 to 1597 and encodes 418 amino acids.
UUUCAUUUUAGGGCGCGAGCAGAGAGAGCGAGCGGAAGAGGGCGAUGGAGGAGAUAGAGGUAGUGUGUGGAAAUCGAGGGCUGAGGAAGACAUCGCGAGCUGUGAGGAGGUCCCAAAGGUGUGUGCCCACCUCCAUCUGUGGUGCUACUGGCACCGCCGCCUUCCACUCCCCCCCGGCCUCUGCGCCGCCCACCAAUUCUUCUGGGGACAGGAGACAACGGCGUAGACAGCACAGAUUGAGUCGCGUCUUUCAUGCUCGUUUGUGCGCUUAGAGAGGAAUUUUUCUUUCUUUCUUCUACGUUAUAGGUUCUUAGGGAUUUCUGGCGAUCAAGACGACGAGAUGGGGAAGAGCAGGAAUCGCAAGGGUGGUGUAAAGUUCGUGGACGACUCGGAUGACGAUACGUUUAGUAGCACCUCGUCGAUGGGAGCAUCGGGGUCUUCGGAGCCGACGAUGGCUCAGGAGGCGGAGAAGGAGGUGGACGAGGACAGUGUUUUAGAUGAUUAUGUCGAUUCUUUAUACGAGAAGAGAUCAAGCACCCGAGAGGCAGGCUUGAAGGGGCUGCUCAACUCAUUUAGUACAAGAGUCAUGACGGACUAUGUUGAAAAUAAGUACGCGACGCUCGCACAUCAGUUCCUGUCCUCCGUGAGGCGUGGAUCAUCUGCUGAGAUUGUUCUUGCGAGUCGUGCUCUAGGGAUGCUUUCCAUAACCGCUGGGGCCGGGGAGGUGUCGGAGCACGUCUUUAAGGAGUCACUUCCCCACCUCGCAAGGCUUUCGAAACUCGGCUCCACGCCAGCAGCAAGAGUUUCGGCCAUUGAAGCGCUUGCGAUUUUGGCAUUUAUUGGAGGCGUGGACGUCGCGUCGACGGAAACCGCAAUGGAAACUUUCUGGCAGAUCCUUUCUCACAAAGGAACCGUUCACGCAGAUCAGACACUUGGCACAAAUAAACCAACGCCGCAAGUAAAGGCGGCGGCUAUUUCCGCUUGGACGUUGCUUCUUACAACGUUGAGUUCGGACAAGAUCGCGCUUCAGCUAUCCUCGAACGGCUCGGUUCUUUCUUCGUUAUUGGACGUUCAAGAUUUGGGAGUCCGCAAGGCUACCGGAGAGGCUGUUGCUCUUCUCUGCGAGAUCGGGAAUGAUCUCGACAGCAUGGGAAUGACUGAAAUGCAAGUUGUGGAGCAAAUGAAAGCGCUUGCGAUCGAUUCUAGCAGGCAGCAGGGUCAGACAAAGAAAGAAAGGUCCGAACAAAGGAGCACCUUCAGGGAAAUGCUGGCAACGAUUGAAGAAGGCGUGUGCCCCGAGACAUCUAUAAAGUUCAAACAUGGUGAUGCUCUCAAGGUCAAUACGUGGACCCAAACUGUUCAGCUAAAUGCUUUUCGACGAUUCCUUGCGGAGGGUUUCCAAAAGCAUAUGCAGGAGAACGGCCUUCUGCACGAGAUCUUUGAUUUUGUUCCUCGGGGUGCAAAAGAGCGUACGCAAGGCGCUAAACAGAAAAAACAACACAUGUCCGUGGCAGAUAAGAUGCGAACGCAGCAAAUGAACCGGAAGAGGUCAAUGGCGGAGGCUGGUCGAAGAUUUAUUAACGACGAUAGUGAUUAAAAUUCACAACUGUGACUAAAGUGUGAAAUAAUACAACAGCUAUAUUUUCA